This is a messenger RNA of Durusdinium trenchii, 1990 nucleotides long. NCBI's taxonomy places the organism in Eukaryota, Dinophyceae, Suessiales, Symbiodiniaceae. The record is from the annotation of a GenBank genome assembly.
GGCAUCGCUACUAGGAGCAUUCUUACUACUAGUAACAAGAUGUUUACUGAUCCCGCGGUGAACCCAAUGAAGCUGCAGUGGCUGGUCUUCUUUUCCGGAAGUCCAAGCAGGGGAGACUGGAAACGGGUCGACGCAGCCUCCCGCAUUGUCCGGGCAGCAUUGUCCUGCAACAGUCAAUGUCACUUGGUAUUUGAAGACAGGACUUGCAUCAGCAUCGAACCUCACUUCUUGCUUGGAGUUUGGACGGGCACAGAGGCCCACUAUUUUGAGUUGAUCCAGUCUAUCGUGAAGGGGGAGACCUAUCCUGGAGUAUUGCUUCAGGGAAAUAGCUCGAGGAUGGCUUUGAAAGAGUGUUUGUCAACUCUGAUCAUUCAGCAGAUGCCAAAUAUUGAUGUCGUGCUCGACUUUCGCGAAGAUGGAGCCAUGGUCUUGGGGGGAUUUGGUGAACAAAGGCCUCCCUCACGACCUACCGCCGCUCUUUGUGUCAUCGGCGGAGUUCGUGACAUUCACCAGCGAGAACAUGAUGUGUUAAACACUAUUUGUGAGCAGCUGCAGAAACCACAACUGAGUGUAAGCUUGGGAUCAAAAGCGGAGCUUACUUCGAAGUGUAUCAAGGCUGUGGGAGAGAUGAAUCGCAGCGUUCACUUUGGCAAUGCAGUGUCGAGCCUGCUGGCAAAAACUCGUGAUCCACCCCCGCACGCACCAAGUCGAAGGCCACAUUUGCAUUUGAUCGUUCUUACUCCGGGAGGACUGACAUUGUCUGAGUUUGUAGAGCGUCCAGGGACUGCCACAAUGGUUGUUGAUGCAUUUAUCCACAGUCACGGCAUCUACAGCAACACUUGGCUGAGCAUCCUCUCUUUGAAAGGCGAGUCCUUGACAAUUCAAGCGCCUGGAAAGUGCCUUGCUGAAGCUGAUGCAACAGACUUUCUCAAGGAAAAGCUGCGUCGAAAUGUACCGCGGAACCUUGAGGAGACACUUCGUGACGGCAAGCAACACUUGCAGCGUGCCCUGGUGGUCGACGAAGAGAGGCCCGGGCUACAAAUGUUUGAUUCCGUGGCAUCCCCUGAAGAUAUGAAGGUUCCCGUGGUGGUCAUUUUUACCAACAACCGUGAGGAGCGUGAAAAGACACUUGAUGCGCUCGGGGCUGCAGGCAUAGUCUUCCAUGGGCAAGCUUCCAUGGGGGGCCUUGGGCCAGGGCUCGCAUAUGCAAAUAUGCUACAUAACUCCGCAUUGCUGGCUCCGGUCCUGAAAGCUCCGCUGGCUCGACGACCUGCACCGAAGCCAUUGCAGCCAUCGUGCCCCACUGUCAGCUUAUCGUCCAGAGUUCCAGCUCAUGAGAGACCUAAAGGUGUGAGACGCUUGGCACCAUGGGCUACCAAGCAACCAGAGGCAUCACCUGACGAUACUACGCUGUCGAAAGGCCAAAGCAUGUCCGGUGAUCGUGAAGCACCUGCUGCUCCUGAUGUGACAAGUGAUCCGGUGGUGGACGCUGCACCAACUGCUACGCCAACUGAUCCCAGUGACGCGGACCCGACACCUGACGGCGCUGCAAGCUCCGCUGAGACGAGGUGGGAGAAAUGAGCGUGCUUUGUUGGCCUUUUGCAAGGCCUCUUCAAGGAACUGCUGGACGAGGAGGACCUUUGUGGCAGCGCCAGUGGUCAUAGGACCAAGAGCAAUGGGCCUGUUUGAGACGCAGAAGGAGGCCCAUAACAGUUGCCCAGUGCCCACAGAGACACAAAUGGAACGUGGCAGAGACAGCCCUGGCAUUGCGCAUGACCCUGUUAAGCUCCGGCUGAUCUGGCCCGUUCGAAGUUCGAGCAUGUACAGUGUACAGCUUGUUCUUGCAAUAUGGUAAUGGUGGGAUCUUCGUGCUCUUCAUGGUUGCACAGGCUCUCCCACAGGCAGUGAUUCAAGAGUUGGCAGUUCAAACGGAUGCCUUAGUCUCAAACAUCAGGGUGAUGCAGCAUGCACCUCGCAGGAGAACUCAAAG